UAAGCUAAAGUUAUCUGUGCUCAUCAUGGCUCCGGGUCUCAGUGUUUUUAUUUGGCUGUUAGUUGUUGUGAAAGGAUUGGCCGGGGUUCGGGAGAAUGAGGUUGGCCAAAUAUCGGGUUCUUGUUACAAACCAGUAAACUUCAGCGGACCCUCUUUUAUAAGAACUUAUCCGAGACCUCACGAGUACCUGAACCUGUCUGAUCUCCCUGUAUCCUGGGACUGGCGGAACAUCGCUGGAAGGAACUAUGUGAGCAUAACGCGCAAUCAGCACAUCCCUCAGUACUGCGGUUCAUGCUGGGCCAUGGGCUCAACCAGUGCACUCGCAGAUCGUGUAAACAUCAAAAGAAAAGGGGCGUGGCCAUCAGCAUACUUGUCCGUCCAAAAUGUGAUUGAUUGUGGGAGAUCAGGGUCUUGUUUCGGAGGAGAUCAUCUGGGUGUGUAUGCGUAUGCACAUAAGAAGGGCAUUCCAGACGAGACCUGUAACAACUAUCAAGCCAGAAAUCAAAAGUGUGAUCCAUUUAACCAGUGUGGCACUUGCUCGUCCUUUGGCUCCUGCUCUAUUGUAAAGAACUACACUGUGUGGAAGGUGGGAGACUUUGGGAAGGUCUCAGGACGAGACCAUAUGAAAGCCGAGAUCUAUAAAAAUGGCCCAAUCAGCUGUGGUAUCAUGGCAACUAAAGGGCUUGAAGCGUAUGAGGGAGGAGUGUUUGCAGAGUUUCAUCUGAUCUCACUCAUGAAUCACAUUAUAUCUGUGGCUGGCUGGGGAAAGACUGAGGAUGGGACAGAGUAUUGGAUAGUCAGAAACUCCUGGGGAGAAUUCUGGGGCGAAGCAGGCUGGGCCCGGAUCGUCACCAGUGCUUAUAAAGGAGGUAAAGGGAACUGGUUCAACCUCGCUAUUGAAAAAUCCUGUGUAUAUGGAGACCCCAUAGUGGUCUAAAGGAGGAGCAACUGUGAGAAGCCAGCACCGUCCACAUGGACACAGCGAAACCAGGAACCUAGCCAAUGGAGAGUCAUACUCACUGUGCAUUUUACUGAUAUUUGUAUUUAUUAAAAAUAAGGACUGUUAAUGUCUGUACACAUGGUAUUUAAUUGUCACAUUAGGUUACAUUUUACAUUUAAGCAAAAUCACUUUUGUCUGUCUGUACUGGGUGUCAGAAAGGACAAAAAGUAUCUGUUACUAUGUUAUGUAAUUAGUCAAUGUUAAGUAAGUGAUGGAAUUCUGUUUUAAAUGCUAUAUUUUGUUCAUAAUUGUAUUGCUAUUUUUUUAAAGAAUGACAUUGUAAGGAAUAGAAUAUUUACUUGAACUCUUGCUAAUUUAAAACCAGAUAUUAGUUCAGUAUGUAUUGAUGCAGUGUAUUAUGAUAUAUAAUUUAUAACACUUUAUACCGCUUUUAAAUAAAAUUGACUAUUAAUAUUUUA
Messenger RNA from Trichomycterus rosablanca, 1419 nucleotides. Its product is annotated as cathepsin Z. The transcript is spliced from 6 exons. Bases 26 to 937 code for a protein of 303 amino acids. The record is from RefSeq and is a predicted model, not a curated record. Gene Ontology annotation, molecular function: cysteine-type endopeptidase activity. NCBI's taxonomy places the organism in Eukaryota, Metazoa, Chordata, Actinopteri, Siluriformes, Trichomycteridae. Gene Ontology annotation, cellular component: lysosome.